CGGUUCUGUCGCGCUCGCUAGCUUCCCCUGGCGAGGAGGCUGCUGCGCUUUCUCCUUCGUUCGCUUCGAGCUUUCGGCGGCGCCUCCGGCUGCGCCUGCGCCACUCCGUAUCGGUCCACGCGCGGGUUCGCGCUACACUUACAGCCCGGCCUCCGGUCCGUGGCAUUAGUGCUUCUCCUCUCCCGUCCGCCCUGCAGCACGCGGCGCGAGAAUCAUGCUCUUCUACUCCUUUUUCAAGUCCCUUGUUGGAAAGGAUGUGGUUGUGGAACUAAAAAAUGACCUGAGCAUCUGCGGAACACUCCAUUCUGUGGAUCAGUAUCUCAACAUCAAACUAACUGACAUUAGUGUCACAGACCCUGAGAAAUACCCUCACAUGUUAUCAGUGAAGAACUGCUUCAUCCGGGGCUCAGUGGUCCGCUAUGUACAGUUGCCAGCAGAUGAGGUCGACACACAGUUGCUCCAGGAUGCAGCAAGGAAGGAGGCGCUACAGCAGAAACAGUGAUGGUUCCUCCUUCGCUUCCCCUCCUUCUUCCAUUGAUGACCCAUAACCUCAUAUCCCAGCCCAGGGCCCCUCUCACCCAUGGGGUGGUUGUUUUUUUGGUUGGUUGGUUUUUAAUAGUGAAGGCUUUUUCUUUAAUGACGAGUUGAGAGGAAUAAUAGUGGGGAGCAGGUUGGUUUUUAAUAGUGAAGGCUUUUUCUUUAAUGAUGAGUAGAUGAGAGGAAUAAUAGUGGGGAGCAGGUAUCCUCUGUUGAGAACGGGAGGACAAGUAGGGUGGGGAACUGCAAAGCCUUCCCAGUCCCCAGCACCUGCUCACUCCUUGCCUGGAAAUUGUAGGAGAGCCUCUAGAUCUCUCCAGGGCAGGAUGUGAUUCUGUUUGGGGGUGGAAGGAAUCUAUCCCGCAUCGGGAAUAAAAUUUAUGAUGCAAAUUUGAGUUGCGGUUUUGUGGUAUGUCUUUUUGGGUCGGGGGGGCAG
Molecule: messenger RNA, 973 nt
Organism: Trichechus manatus latirostris (Florida manatee)
Lineage: Eukaryota; Metazoa; Chordata; Mammalia; Sirenia; Trichechidae
Gene: LSM2
Product: LSM2 homolog, U6 small nuclear RNA and mRNA degradation associated
Exons: 5
Coding region: 215-502 (95 amino acids)
Biological process (GO): mRNA splicing, via spliceosome
Cellular component (GO): precatalytic spliceosome; U6 snRNP; Lsm1-7-Pat1 complex
Molecular function (GO): RNA binding
Source: RefSeq, a predicted model, not a curated record